Molecule: messenger RNA, 4443 nt
Organism: Aspergillus thermomutatus
Lineage: Eukaryota; Fungi; Ascomycota; Eurotiomycetes; Eurotiales; Aspergillaceae
Product: putative nitrate reductase
Exons: 9
Coding region: 1-4443 (1480 amino acids)
Biological process (GO): transmembrane transport
Molecular function (GO): oxidoreductase activity; transmembrane transporter activity; molybdenum ion binding
Source: RefSeq, a predicted model, not a curated record
AUGGGUGUAGAAUCCAUUGAUACAGACUGCACUGCAAACACCUCCAGAGACAGCUUCAAGUCCGGCACAGCAUUCCACGGUUUUGAUGACGAUACAUUUUCCUACACUGACACGGUCGAGUUGUCCGUGACGGAGGCCAACACAGGGAGCAGAGAAUGGAGGCCCCGAGUCAAGGAAUGGCUCGUUCUGAUUUGCGUCUCGAUCUUGACCAUGUUGGUUGCUUUUGAUGCGACGAUGGUCAUACCAUUCAUACCUGGCUUAUCCCUCACGUUUGGAGAACCCCUCAGUAGCACACUAUGGCUCAACUCAUGCUAUCUACUUGCCAGCGCAACGGGACAGAUGUUCUUUUCGAUACUGGCCGAGGUAAUCGGGCACGGGCCUCUUUUGGUCGCGGCAGCUGUCGUCUCAACAAUCGGGACGGGAGUGUGUGGUGGCUCCUUGCAACUAUCCGAGCUAGUCGCUGGUCGAUUCAUACAAGGACUAGGCGGAGGGGGCGUGCUGUCUGUUUCGCUGCUCUGCCUGGCAGAGAAUAUACCCGACAAACACCUUGUACGCUUCUCUAGCUAUGUUUCCCGGGUCCGCCUGGUGGGAGCCAUCCUUGGCCUGGUCAUGGGCACCUUGUUCUACGAGUACAUUGCCUGGCGAGGGGCGUUUUACUCGAGCUUCUUCUUCUGUGCGCUCGGCAUGCUCGUGAUACCCUUUGCGGUUGAGCUGAGAGGCCAUCGGGGUAUCUCGUCACGGACGUUGUUGAAGAUGGACUGGUUGGGCGCUGUGCUGACUCUCCUGGCGCUGUGCUGUUUCCUUAUAGGGAUCAGCUGGGGAGGAACGAGCUAUCCUUGGAGCGACUGGCGGGUGCUGACUCCCCUUGUUCUCGGAACAUCCUCGACACUCGUCCUAGCUCUAUAUGAGACGAAUUGGGCUGUUCGACCGUUUUUCCGCAAGAACGAUUUCAGGACUCUCCCCGCGCUGAUGAUGUACAUCGGCAGCUUCUUGCACGGUUUCACGCUCUUCUACCAUUUACAGAACCUAACCAUAUAUUUCAUCUUCGUCCGCUCGCUUCCUCUCCCACUCACCGCAGCCAGCCUCGCCUCUAUAAUGGCUCUCGCCCUCUUCGCCCUAGCCCUGACAGAAAAGCUCCCAGUUCUGGACGACCGUCGCCACUCCUUUUGGCUGGUCCGUGUCGGAUGGAUGCUUAUCAUUCUCUGCACAGGAUGUCUCGUAACAUUGGACUCUACCACUCCAACCGCCGGAUGGAUCCUCGUCCUCGUCGCUACAGGCACGGGCCAUGGAUGCCUGGUCUCCGGCUACCAAAAGUGCCUUCGGCCAGCACCAGUGCCACGAGACUAUGGCGACCAGGAGGAAAGAAGCAUUAACCCUACGUCUGCUCUACUGAUGUGCUCGCUUUUCCGGACAGUGGGAAUGUGUAUCGCUGUCACUGUCAGCGGGACGAUGUUUUUGGACCACGUCGCGGAGGAACUCAAGGGCCAGUCCUUUGAAAGCGCUCAUGGACAGACUACGGAGACAGCUUGGGCCCGCAUACCGGACGAUCGGUUCCGGAGCACCUGUACAGCCAGCCUUGAGUUUCUGUGCCACCGCGUCGGCGUGCGCAACCGCGACGAUCGCUUCCCGGGGCUGACGCACGAGGGCGACGACUGGCGCUAUGAGCUUGAGAAGGAGGCCGAGAAGCGGGCGGAGGAGCUGCGGGCGAAGGCGAAGACGGGGGAGCUGCUUACCGUGCGGGGCUUUUUGGCGAAGCAGGAGGACUUUCAUUUGAGGAGGCCGGAUGUGCAUCCGAAGCAUUGGCGAUAUGUGCUGCAUACGACGGAGGAGUUUAUCAAAGAGGAGCAGCCUUGGUUGAUUAAUGAGAAGAAGAAGGAGCAGGAAGAGAAGGACAAGGAGAAGGGAGGCGAGCAGCAGCAGGAUGGGACUGACGGCUCGGAGAAGAAGCCUGCCGAGUCAGAUCAGGGCGAGAAGAAGGAAGGGGGUAAAGAGGAAGACUCGCAACCGAAGUAUACCCCGGAGCAACAGGCACCCUUGGAGUAUCUGAAGCAGGAGGCAGAGUUUAUGCGCUCCUUGAAAUCGAACGACGGGAUGGGACGUUCGCCUGUGGGGUGUUCCUUCAUCCCAGGAGAGAUCGAUGAAGCCGAUCAGUUCACCCCCGACAACUGGGUUCCUCGGACGGACCAUUUGAUUCGAAUCACCGGAAAGCAUCCCCUGAAUGGAGAGCCACAGCUGGUCGAACUCCUCGAUGCAGGCCUCAUCACCCCCAAUUGGCUACACUAUGUGCGCAGUCACGGCCAAGUACCUCACCUCCUCUGGGAGAACCACAAGCUGGAGAUCUCAGCCGGCAAGUCAUUGACUUUGUUCAUGGAUGAUUUGAAGGAUCAGUUCAACAGCAUCAACAUUCCCGCCCUGAUGGCGUGCGACGGAAAUCGGAGGAAGGAGCUCAAUCUGAUCAAGCGCAGCAAAGGAUUCAACUUCGGCCCUGGCGCCGUAGGUUGUGCCUAUUGGAAGGGUGUGCUCGUGCGAGACGUCCUGCUCAUGGCGGAUAUCCUGCAGCUGAUGGAUGAAUACAAGGAUGUGCGUCUCUGGGUGAAUUUUGGAGGUGCCGAGCUUCUCAGCGAAGGAAAGUACGAGACCUCCAUCCCCCUCGACUACUGCAUGGAUCCUUGCAAUGAUGUGAUCCUUGCCUACGAGAUGAAUGACUCUCCACUGCCUGCGGACCAUGGCUACCCGUUGCGUCUGGUGAUUCCCGGGUACGUGGGCGGACGUUCGGUGAAGUGGCUGGAGAAGAUCUGGGUGACCGACUAUGAAAAUGACACGUAUUACCACAUCUUCGAUAACCGGGUCGUUCCCAGCUUCGUGACCGACCGGUUUGACGAGAUAGGCCAGACCAUGUAUCAUCACCCGAGUACGGCGUGCAUGGAACAGAUGCUGAACUCGGUCAUCGCGAGGCCGGCGCAAGGGGAGAGGAUAGAUCUGGCGGAAAUGAGAAAGGGCAAAAAAUAUCGGAUCACAGGUUAUGCGUAUAAUGGGGGUGGGAACGAGGUACAGAGGGUUGAAGUCAGUCUCGAUGGUGGUGCCAACUGGCUGUAUUGUGUUCGCAAGGAAAUUCUGGCUUGGUUGCACUGGCAUGUGGACAUCGACAUCACGCAGCUACUUCGCGCUGAGCAGAUCACAGUCCGUUGCUGGGAUGUGAACAAGAACACUCAGCCGGAAAAGCCGACGUGGAAUCUCGAGGGCAUGAUGAACAACUCCCAUUACAUCGUCAAGUCUGAAACCUCAGUGGACCCGACAGACAACAAGUCGUACCUGCUGUUCCGUCACCCUGUUGAACCAGGCACUGGCGAGAAUGGGUGGAUGAAACCAUCGAUCAGUAUCCAGAAGGAAGAUAUCCGACGAUCAGCAGCCGUUCCCGAGAAACAAUUUACCCGUGAGGAGAUUGAAAAACACACCACAGAUCAGGAUUGCUGGAUUGUCAUCAACGGUAAGGUAUACGGUGCCACCAGUGUACUGAGCUGGCAUCCAGGAGGAAAAGCGCCCAUUAUGGCCCACGCGGGCCGGGUCCACCAAGAGACGACGGAGGAAUACGAAAGUAUCCACGAUGAUUAUGCUGUUCAGAAAUUAGAGGAGUGCCUCCUGGGAUCCGUCACCCAGAAAACGUCAGAGUUCAUCAAGAAGGAAGCCGAAGAAACGGCCAAGGAGAAAGCGAAAUCAGCAGAAGGUGAAGAGGAGGUCGCACUCAAGCGUCACAAGACCGGCUUGUCGUUCGUCCAUACACCCCUACCCGACCCAUCCUGCCGUCCGAAAAAGACGGCACAUUCGACCUCGUGGUCAAAACGUACUUCCCUAGUCCGGCACGACCAGGCGGCACAACCAGGCGGCACAACCAGGCGGCACAACCAGGCGGCACAACCAGGCGGCACAAUGAGCAAUAUACUUGACUGUGUACAGGAAGGCGAGGAAAUCGAGGUGAAAGGGCCCGCAGGCGAGAUUCGAUACCGCGGGAAGGGCGAAUUUCUCGUCGAUGAUAAGACGUAUCAUUUCGAUCACAUCACUUUGAUUCUAGGAGGAUCGGGUAUCACACCGGGGUACCAGCUCAUUGCACGAAUUCUGAAGACCGAACAGGGGAGUGGAAUCAAGGUCAGGGCCAUUGAUGCCAACAGGUCCGAGGAAGAUAUUCUCUUGCGCGGGGAACUCGACAAGUUCGCGCAGGAACAUCCGGACCAGUUCCAGAUCACGUACGUGCUUUCCCACCCUGGGGACAACUGGAAGGGAGAAAAGGGACAUGUGAACGAAGAGAUCCUCCACAAGUUUGCCUUUGAGCCGGGGGAGAAGAAUGCUGCGCUUCUGUGUGGUCCGCCUACCAUGAUUCAGAAAGCGGUCUUGCCGGUUCUGAAGAAGUGGGGAUAUGAUGAGGACAAGAACCUGUUUGGAUUUUAG